UUGUCAUGUUUUCUUUCUAAUUUCAGUGGAACUUAAUUAAAACUUUCUUUGUUAAUAUUAAUAUCAUAUCUUUUAAUUAAAUAAAGCAAUAUGUGGAAAUUGCUGUACGCAUCGCCUCGGAUACAAAAUGUUUUAAAGGUUUCGCUGCAAAAGACCUCUUCAACUUUAAGAUUUUGUAACAAUGGUGCUAAAAAUUUAGUAACAAAAGUGCCACCAAUUUUAAAAUCCAAACCUGUAUAUAAUUUCUCAUUAAUAACCAAGAUAUCACUUGGCCUCAGUGGUGCUAUAUUGACAAAGGUUUACCUAAACAAUAAUAAUGUCUUAUGUGAAGCAAAAAGUACCCGGAUGGCAGGUUAUAAGAAGGAUGAAAAAGAGGCAUCAUUCAAUUGGAAAAUGUUUUGGGAAUAUCUCAAACCACAUCUGCUCUAUUUUCUAGCUGCCAUUACUGGUGCUUUAGUUGUGGCUAUUUUGAAUAUUCAAAUACCUCAGGUCAUGGGUGGAGUAAUAAAUGUAAUUGCCAAGUUUACAGAUGUUAAAGACAGUGAAGUGUUUAUGAGGGAGAUGAAAUUGCCUGCAUUUAAACUGGUUGGCAUGUAUUUAGCUCAGUCUUUCUUCACGUUCUUUUAUAUUCACAUGUUGUCAAACAUUGGAGAAAAGAUUGCUUAUAAGAUGAAAACUGAUUUGUUUUCAGCAAUUAUCAGACAAGAUAUUGAAUUUUUCGAUCAUCAUAGGACUGGGGAAAUCAUCAAUAGAUUAACAUCUGAUAUUCAAGAAUUUAAAAGCAGUUUCAAGCAAACUGUCUCAGGUGGCCUGAGAGCUGCUACUCAGAUUGUGGGAUGUGCAAUUUCUCUAGUUCUGAUUUCUCCACACAUGACUUUUGUAACAAUGCUGUGUGUUCCAACUAUAAUUGCUGUUGGUACAGGAUUUGGCUCAUUGCUUAGGAAUACCUCUAGAAAGGCUCAAGCCCAAAUUGAAAAAACUACUGCAGUUGCAGAUGAAGCUGUGGGUAAUAUAAGAACAGUGAGGGCUUUUGCAAUGGAAGAAACCGAGAAGGAAUUGUUUGAUUCUGAAGCUGAAAUAGCAAUGGUUUUGAAUCAGAAGCUAGGAUUUGGCGUUGGGUUGUUCCAAGCUGGUACAAGUUUGUUUUUAAAUGGAAUGGUUUUGGCUACAUUGUAUAUGGGUGGAUAUUUAUUAUCCACCAAUCAAUUGUCUCCUGGUGAAAUGAUGGCAUAUUUAAUGGCCACCCAGACGAUUCAAAGAUCGUUGGCACAAAUUUCUUUACUCUUUGGUUCAGUCAUUCGUGGAGCUGCUUCUGGUUCCAGAGUUUUUGAAUACAUCAAUUUAAGUGCAAAAAUGAAUUUAACUGGCGGUGAAAUAAUUCCUUAUCAUUCCUUGCGAGGUGACAUUGUAUUCAAGGAUGUUGACUUUGCAUAUCCCAGUAGGCCAGAGCAUGUGGUAUUGGAUAAAUUUAAUCUGGAAGUACCAGCUGGUAAAACUGUAGCCAUAGUUGGUUCUUCGGGUAACGGAAAAUCUACUGUCGUAGCUUUAUUGGAACGGUUUUAUGACGUUAAAGAUGGUUCCAUUACGCUCGAUGGAAAGGAUAUACGGACUUUAGAUCCUAGUUGGUUAAGGCAAAGGGCUUUGGGGUUAAUCAGUCAAGAGCCAAUUUUGUUUGGAACAACGGUCUUGGAGAAUAUAAGAUACGGAAAACCAGACGCUUCCGACCAAGAAGUGAUUGCGGCGGCAAAAAUGGCCAAUGCUCAUGACUUCAUCAGUGGUUUUCCUAAAGGUUACGACACUUUAGUUGGUGAAAGAGCUGCAGCUCUUUCAGGUGGACAAAAGCAAAGGAUUGCUAUUGCCAGGGCUUUGCUCAAAAAACCCAGUGUAUUAAUUCUGGAUGAAGCAACGAGUGCUCUUGAUACUGAAUCUGAAAAGAUAGUUCAAUCGGCGUUGGAUAAUGCCAGGAUGGGACGCACAGUUAUUGUAAUUGCACAUAGACUCUCUACCAUUCAAAAUGCGGACGUCAUUGUAGUUUUAAAUAAAGGAAGAGUUGUAGAGAUGGGUACGCAUGAAUCAUUGAAGAAACUAAAGGGAUACUAUUAUUCCUUAACUUUUGAUCAACAAAACCGCUCACCGGCCGGAUAAGUUAAGCCAAAUAUUGUUAAUUUAUUUGUUGUUGAAUAAAUAUUUUGUUAAUUUUA
Molecule: messenger RNA, 2201 nt
Organism: Nicrophorus vespilloides
Lineage: Eukaryota; Metazoa; Arthropoda; Insecta; Coleoptera; Silphidae
Product: ATP-binding cassette sub-family B member 8, mitochondrial
Exons: 12
Coding region: 91-2145 (684 amino acids)
Biological process (GO): transmembrane transport
Cellular component (GO): membrane
Molecular function (GO): ATP hydrolysis activity; ABC-type oligopeptide transporter activity; ATP binding
Source: RefSeq, a predicted model, not a curated record